This is a messenger RNA of Protopolystoma xenopodis, 288 nucleotides long. The record is from the annotation of a GenBank genome assembly. NCBI's taxonomy places the organism in Eukaryota, Metazoa, Platyhelminthes, Monogenea, Polystomatidea, Polystomatidae.
AACAGCUUGACCUUGCCAACCAACAUAACAGAUCACAAUUCUACUUUCUCCGUUGGUCUUACAUCUGCUUGCCAUCCAUCCAGGACUAAUCUUUCCUGUCUGUUCCACACUUUCCUGGCCACUAUAUACUCGACAGGUCUUGUAUAUCAUUGGGAUUUAGUAUUUGCGGUUUUGCUUUUGCGCGCCAUCCAGGGUCUUGGUUCUCCUGGCUCCGGUCUACUUGGAGGGCUUCGUGCACAACUCUGGAUUGCUGUCGACCAGAACUAAAGAAAUGAUGCCGCCAACUAA